Messenger RNA from Centruroides sculpturatus (bark scorpion), 1169 nucleotides. RefSeq names its product Rieske domain-containing protein-like. The record is from RefSeq and is a predicted model, not a curated record. Lineage: Eukaryota; Metazoa; Arthropoda; Arachnida; Scorpiones; Buthidae. Bases 484 to 948 code for a protein of 154 amino acids. The transcript has a single exon. Gene Ontology annotation, molecular function: 2 iron, 2 sulfur cluster binding.
UUAUUAAAAAAUAAAAGAUAAUAGAUGUUGAAAGUGUAGAAAACAUUCAUAUUUGCUUCUCAUAUUCUUAGUGCCUCAUAACUUCUCUAGCAGUAUUUGAGAUAAAUUCAAGAUUCAUACUUUAAAAAAAUCUUGAAAAUGAUUGUUACUUAAAAAUGUAUAUAUUAUGUUUUCCUGCUUGAAAAUGCCAAAAAAUCAGCAAAAAAUUUGAAGGAACAAAUCGUAUAAAAUAACUUUGGUUGAUUAUAAAAUGAAGUAGACUAUAUAUAUAUUUAAUAAUAGAGAUUAAUCUGUUUCUAAACAAAUUUAUCGUAAACAGGGUUGUUAAAGUAUAAAUAAGUGGAGUUUUCAUUUUACUUUCAACAUUAAAAAAAACACUAUAUACGUUAUGAAAACAAACAUCGUUAUUAAUAAUAUAUUUCUAUUAAUUAAAUAUUCAAAAAUUACUCUUCAAAGUUUUUUCAUAACGUAUGAUUAUUAGCAAUGGUUAUUUUCAAUAAUGGAAAAAUUAAAAGACGAAGGUCAAGUAUAGUCGUGCAAAUGUUAUGUUUUCCAGUUAAUGGGCUCAAAAAAGAUCUUUUUGACUGGUCAUUGAAAUCAGAAAAUUAUCUUAUUACAUGUCAGAAAAAAAAGAAUCAGUUAGUGCAAGUAAAUGGAAUUGAAAUUGCAUUAUUUAGAUAUGGAGAAAGAAUAUUUGCUAUUAAAGAAUAUUGUCCGCAUCAAGGUGGUCCAUUGCAUCUUGGAGAAAUUGAGGAACUUCCAGAUGGAGAACCGUGCAUCAAGUGCCCUUGGCAUCGCUGGUGUAUGAAAUUAAAGGAUGGAAAGAUAGUUUCUAGUAAAAACAGGCAACCGACUUCUGUGUAUCCAGUUAAAGUUGAUGAAGGAGGAAACAUUUUUAUAGAAUUUCAAUGUAUCAAUGAAAAAUAUUUUACUUCAGAAGAUUUUUGAUUUAUAAUCAAUUUCUUAAAGCUCAAACAAUAAUUGUGGAAGUUUGAAAGUCUUUUAAAUAUUUUCAGAAUUUCUAUAAUGUCAUGUUCUACAAUAAUUGUCUGAAUUUUAAUGUAUAUUAUACUUGUGGAAUUGAAAUCAGAUCACCCAUUUGAUUGUAUUGGAUUUGUAAAUAUUGUAUAUAUGUACAUAUCAGAUAUAUAUUUAAAAAAAAAAAGUUU